This is a messenger RNA of Lates calcarifer (barramundi perch), 684 nucleotides long. RefSeq names its product hepcidin. Lineage: Eukaryota; Metazoa; Chordata; Actinopteri; Centropomidae. The transcript has 3 exons. The coding region runs from base 195 to 458 and encodes 87 amino acids. Gene Ontology annotation, biological process: intracellular iron ion homeostasis; defense response to bacterium. Gene Ontology annotation, cellular component: extracellular region. The record is from RefSeq and is a predicted model, not a curated record.
ACAAAUAUUGUGCCCAAUGAUCAAAAAUCGAGAACAUCUCAUUCCUCAGGAAUUUCCCAGUGAUGAGUCAACAGUGGCCUAAGUGAGUAUAAAUACCAGCAUGUUUUACACACUCAACCAUCAGACAGGAGAAGUCAGACAGGAGAUGACAAGAGUCACCAAAAGAGGCAGUAAACUCCACCAGCUAUCUAAAGAUGAAGACAUUCAGUGCUGCAGUUACACUGGUCGUGCUAAUCUUUAUUUACAUUCAGAAGAGCUCUGCUUUUCCAUCCAGUGGGGUGCAAGGGACGGAGGAAGCAGCGAGCGAUGACUAUCCAGCUGGAGCAGAGGAGGAGACAUCAGUGGAAACAUGGAUGAUGCCAUUCGACAUCAGGCAGGAGAGUUAUAAUAGCCCUAUUAGAUGCCGUUAUUGCUGCGGCUGCUGCACCCUCAGUGUCUGCGGUAUGUGCUGUGAGUGAGGAUUCUUGUACCUGCCUGGGACUCCAGCAACAAGCACUGAAAUUUUAUUUAUUGUACUCAUAAAUUCAAAAUCCCACUGGAUUUGGUCAUGCUGUAGUUACUAUGUGACUGCCUUAUAUAUAUAUAUAUAUAUAUAUAUAUAUAUAUGUGUGUGUGUGUGUGUGUGUGUGUGUGUGUGUGUAUAUAAUAUCAUUUUUAAGGUUAAUAAAAUAUCAUAUCAUCAAA